Molecule: messenger RNA, 1561 nt
Organism: Engraulis encrasicolus (European anchovy)
Lineage: Eukaryota; Metazoa; Chordata; Actinopteri; Clupeiformes; Engraulidae
Gene: adhfe1
Product: alcohol dehydrogenase iron containing 1
Exons: 16
Coding region: 131-1531 (466 amino acids)
Cellular component (GO): mitochondrion
Molecular function (GO): alcohol dehydrogenase (NAD+) activity; metal ion binding
Source: RefSeq, a predicted model, not a curated record
CUGGAGUACCCUCAAAAGUUUCGCAACUUCCGCAGAGCAAAAGGAGCAAGACAGACUCGAGAGAAGAGAAGACAAACUCCUGCAACUCUCCUGAUCCAACUUCACUCCGCGGAUUAAGCGAACAGCAGCGAUGGCAGGCAGAGACCGUGUCGCACACUUGAUGAGGCAGCUGGCCAGUGCCGCUUGCCGCUGUCCAGCCCACUCCUCUCAGCACUAUCACCAAGGUGCUGCAGCGGCUUGUACAGCUCGGACUACAGACUAUGCAUUUGAGAUGGCAAGCUCGAACAUCCGAUAUGGCGAAGGAGUUACUCAGGAGAUCGGCAUGGACAUGGUGUCUAUGGGAGCUAAGAAGGUGUGUGUCAUGACGGAUAAGAACUUGUCGGUUCUGCCGCCGGUAAAAGCCGUACUGGAGUCCCUCACCCGGAACGGAGUCAACUACCUCUGCUACGACAACGUGCGCGUGGAGCCCACUGACACCAGUUUUAAGGAGGCCAUAGCGUUUGCCAAGAAGGAGGAGUUUGACGUGUUCGUGGCAGUGGGCGGGGGCUCAGUGAUUGACACCUGCAAGGCGGCCAACCUCUAUGCUUGUAACCCCGACGCCGAUUUCCUGGAUUUCGUCAACGCCCCGAUCGGGAAAGGAAAACCUAUCAUCGGAGCCCUGAAGCCCCUCAUUGCAGUUCCCACCACUGCGGGGACAGGCAGUGAGACUACCGGAGUCGCCAUCUUUGACUACGAACCACUGAAGGCCAAAACAGGCAUAGCCAGCAGGGCGUUGAGACCAGUCUUGGGGAUUGUGGACCCGCUGCACACUCUGCACAUGCCCAGUAGGGUCACCGCCAACUCAGGAUUUGACGUCCUCUGCCAUGCUCUGGAGUCCUACACUGCGUUGCCGUAUAAUGAGCGGAGCCCCUGCCCCCCCUCCCCCGUCCUCCGCCCGGCCUACCAGGGCAGCAACCCCAUCAGCGACGUCUGGGCCCGACACGCUCUCAACAUAGUGGCGAAAUACAUGAAGAGGGCUGUGAGGGAUGCUGGGGACAUUAAGGCUCGGUCCAGUAUGCAUCUGGCCAGUGUGUUUGCUGGCAUCGGAUUUGGCAACGCGGGAGUUCAUCUGUGCCAUGGCAUGUCCUACCCCAUAGCUGGGAAUGUGAAGACCUACAAAGCUAAAGAGUACAAUGUGGACCAUCCUGUUGUGCCUCAUGGUCUGUCGGUGGUGGUGACGUCUCCAGCUGUGUUCUCCUUCACCGCCAGCAUGUGUCCAGAGCGCCACCUAGAGGCAGCUGAAAUACUGGGGGCUGAUGUCAGUAAUGUGAAGAGGGCUGAUGCUGGCCUCGUCUUGGCUGAUACACUCAGGAGCUUCCUCUACGACCUGCAGGUGGAUGAUGGAUUGUCAGCGUUGGGAUACGGAACCAAUGACAUUCCAGCUCUGGUGAAGGGCACUCUACCACAGGAGCGUGUGACCAAGCUGUCUCCCAGGGCUCACACUGAAGAGGACCUGGCUGAACUCUUCACAGCAUCCAUGAAGAUCUACUAACACACACACACACACACACACACACACACA